AGAUUUUAAUUCAUAUUAAUCAAUCAAUUCCGUCCGUAAUUGAUCUGGAAAUCUUACAUCACCUUCUUAACAGGCUAUAAUUCGAGUUCUUAUUGGUCUCCUGCCAUAUUCUUAUUUACCUAAGAGGCUGUAAUAAAUACUUUGCGUUUGGUUUUAAGUCACUCACUCGUAAAGCGCUCUAAGGAAGUGUUGAACUUAAAAGAUAACUGUGGGUUGCUGAAAAGAACCACUCCUGCUGUUUAAAAUGCAGAUUAUCGUUUAUUUGCUUUGUUUGGUUGCUCAUUGCUUUCUUUUUAACGUGGAAGCAGUGCAAGUAAACAGGAACACCUGCUAUCGCAAACAGAAUUUCGAGCUGGUCGCAUACCGACGGGGGUCGCAAGAGGGGGCCUUGGAACAAGUUAUGGUGGACGUUGGAGAAUGUGCAAAGGAUAACACCACGAACAAUACAUGCCUCCCUUAUGAACUGACCGAGCAUCGCAAUUACGCCAUGGCACCGGUCAUUAUUGAGAAGGAGAUCAUAGAGAGCUGUCAGUCGGCAAGUAACGGAUGUCAGCGGCUCCCACGCCUGGUUAAGUAUUACAACGGAACUAAAUUUGAGGUCACGAUUGACGUUGGAAUUUGUAGUGGACAAUGCCAUAGAAACACUAAAUGCCAGUCAUUUGACAAGAAAACAAAAAGUAUUUCUUCAGCAAACGGAGAUAGAUGCCUCGUAAUUAUUGUGGACUGUGCAUGUGUGGAGCCUUCAUGCUACCGAGUGUCACGUUACGAGGGAUUUCCAGAACAGUACACUGACUCCCAUGGAAACAAGGCAAUGCGAACCAAGAUCAUAGACGUUGGAAAAUGCAUUGGUAACUCUCGAUGCCUCAAGAAACUUCCCACAGGCAACCAAAGGAUUAAUACGCCAAAAGGAAUUUGGAACAAUCUUAUUGGUUACAGCAAAAUGAGGUGCAUUACUAAACGCUCCAAGGCGCAUUCCUUCAUCACUGCUGGGGGAAAAAACUUCAGCGUCCGCACCGUAGAAAGUUGCGCUUGUCUUGGCUGAGGGACCUGGUAACCCUGUCAAAACUGAAGCCGAGUUGAAGUAAUUCCAAAAGACUGCUGGAUGUGUUACACACUUACAGUUUUAAGUUUUGAUCUCAGCAAACACAACAUUGAGAGUAAUGCUAUUGUAAGAAUUAUUUUCAUAUAUAUGAUAUGAUUUCUCACCGCGGGUGACAAGUUCGGUUGAAUAUUUCAAUCCUGUUUGAUUUUGUGUGUGUCAUUAAAAUUCGGUUGUUGUU
Pocillopora damicornis (cauliflower coral) is the source of this 1280-nucleotide messenger RNA. RefSeq lists its product as uncharacterized. NCBI's taxonomy places the organism in Eukaryota, Metazoa, Cnidaria, Anthozoa, Scleractinia, Pocilloporidae. The record is from RefSeq and is a predicted model, not a curated record.